This is a messenger RNA of Hydatigera taeniaeformis, 279 nucleotides long. Lineage: Eukaryota; Metazoa; Platyhelminthes; Cestoda; Cyclophyllidea; Taeniidae. The record is from the annotation of a GenBank genome assembly.
AUGCGCACACGUUCCAGGGCCGAUGAUGAUGAUGAUGACGAUGGUCUUGGUGUUGUUGCUGCUGCUGCUGAUGUGGGUGGUGGUGACGCCGCCAACGUACGCAUUACGCAACCCUCAGGGUGCACGCAUUGGCUGAGCGCCAAGAGAUUUGCGACAUUUUCUGCCUCCAUUUCUCACCUUGGUGUGUGUGCGUUCAUAGCGGCAGGGACGGUUGUGGGGCUGCAGAAUGCGAUAAUGUUUUGGUACGUAAACAAAGUGCGAAGAGUCAUUAUGACUUGA